CAAGACCAACCACAAUGGAAGGGAGAUCUGCUGGACAAGGAGAUACAAGAAUUGCACCUCUUAGGACACAAUCCAAUGUUAUCAAAGCUGAGAAAAGAAGGGUUCAAAAAGGAUAUGGAUUAUAUGCAUCAGAAUCCACUGGAAACUCAUAUUUUAGGAGUCCUGGAAGUGACGUAAUCCAUGAAAUUCAUAUUAACAAUGCAAAUGAUGCUCCUGAAGCCUCUGCAAGCCAGACAGGAGCCUCUGCAAGCCAGACAGACCAUGUCUCAACCCAAACUUGUGGACCAUUUGGAACUCAAGAAUCUGCAAGUCAUGCCCCACACUAAUCUGCAUGUGUAUGUUCUGCUAAGUCUGAAUGUUUGCUGCAUAUUAUGUUACCCGAUAUGAAUGAAUGUGCUUUAGACUAAUCUUAAUAGGAAUUAUACCUGCAUUUCUGUUAUUCAAUGUUGGUUGAUUCCUAUGAGAAUUUAAUGUUGCUUUAGAAUUUAUACCUGCAUUCCUAUGACAAGGCUUAUGCUGGAUGAUCACUUCCCUAAGUUAGGCUAUUUCAGACAAUCCAUUAGUUGAAUAAUGUUGUUGUUAUGAAGCUAAUUCAGUUGUUGUUUUCUUACAGAGUAGUAUCUGCUGUUGGCCUUUCUAUUAAUGCAAGUGUAGCUAAUCAGAAGACAGUCCAAAGGCUGAUUUGUUCAUUAUCCUUGAAAAAUUCCUUGUAAUUAUUCCACGCAAACAUUUCUGUUUUUUUUUUUCUAUUUACUUUUUGAAAAGAUUCGAACCAUAUGGAAUGGUUCAGGAUGCUAUGGUCAAGACCCGAGAUAAAUGAACUUCAAGAAAGAUUCCACUCGGUGCAGGCCUUAUAUGUGACAACACUAAUGUCUUCGCUGAAAAGGCCGUUUUGGUCAAUUUUAGUGAUCUCUGUAAUUAUUCGAACAAUAUGGAAUGGUCGAGAAUGUUAUUGUCAAUAUUUUCAUGUA
This is a messenger RNA of Syzygium oleosum, 971 nucleotides long. RefSeq lists its product as uncharacterized. The transcript is spliced from 3 exons. Lineage: Eukaryota; Viridiplantae; Streptophyta; Magnoliopsida; Myrtales; Myrtaceae. Bases 15 to 326 code for a protein of 103 amino acids. The record is from RefSeq and is a predicted model, not a curated record.